This is a messenger RNA of Penaeus chinensis, 4832 nucleotides long. Its product is annotated as CD63 antigen-like. NCBI's taxonomy places the organism in Eukaryota, Metazoa, Arthropoda, Malacostraca, Decapoda, Penaeidae. Gene Ontology annotation, cellular component: membrane. The record is from RefSeq and is a predicted model, not a curated record.
CUCAGCGGCUGCACCUUAAUCAUCGUGGGCGCCGUGAUCGAAGCCCACUACAGCUUAUACCUGGACUUCAUCUCUCACAGCUACAUCUCCGCCCCGUCCAUCCUCAUUGCCGUGGGCGUCCUCAUCUUCGUGGUAGGAUUCUUCGGAUGCUGCGGCGCCAUCAAGGAGAACCACUGUAUGGUGGUCACGUUUGCCGUGUUGCUUUGCAUGAUCUUCGUGGUGCAACUUGGAGUCGGAAUCACCUCCUACGUCCUCAGCUCUGAUGUCGAGGAGUUCUUGGAGGUUAACAUGCGCAAAUCCAUGCACAACUACAACUCCUCUCGCACUGGAGUCUAUAGGACCUGGAAUGUUGUGCAGCACGAGCAUGCCUGUUGCGGAACCAUGGGCUAUAUAGACUGGAGGUCCACCACUUAUGGAGAAUCAGUCAAUGGCGUUCCUGAUGCUUGCUGCAAGGAGUUCACCACUGACUGUGGCCGCAAUGUGUUUUCGGAUUCCAGCAAGCUGCCGUUCAUAAACGAGGGUGGCUGUUUUGACAAACUCAAGGGAGAUGUCAAGGACAACAUCACCAUCUUAGGAGGGGUUGCUAUCGGCAUUGGAUGUGUUCAGCUGAUUGGAAUUGCUUUCGCCUGCUGUCUCGCCAAGUCUCUGAAGCGCCAGUAUGAGACCGUGUAAAAAGCGCCACCACAAGUCCCUUUGCUAUCUACAAGACAAUCUUAUCCUGCUCAUGCCUCUUACAAACACUUAGGUUUGGAUCAGGUUUGGUGUUAGCAUUUCCAUUUUACUCUCUCAGGAUGCCAAGCUGCAGUGUUUGUGGUGAUGAACAAGAUGAGACUUGACCUUCAGUUGUGUGACAGGCAUCAAAUUGUCCUCGCUCAAAAUUAUGUAGAUUGCAAGUUGAUAUUUGAAGUUUAGCUCUGAGAAUGUUUUGCAUAUUCUUUUACAAUGAACGAUAAUCUUUUCUCUAAGUUUUUAGGAUGUUAGUCCAUUUUACUCGAGUUAUGGUGGUGCAGAACAACACAAUAUCUUCAUGUAGAUGAAGAACAAAAUGUUUUGGAUUGCAUGGGGGUGCAAGUGAAGAAAAAAGUUAUAGCUUAAAUGCCUUCUUCAGCACAAAAAUUGUAUCGCUUGACCUAAGAAAUUUCCAAUUUAGUAAUAGAGAUGGAAGGAUUCUGAAUUAUAUUACAAGAAUUUUUAAAUUGAAAAAAUAAGAAUUGUAAAUUUGUUCUUGAAAUUUUCAAAUCAGAGAUUUUAAUAAAAAUGUAGUUACUGUGCGUUAAAGCCCAGUGCAACAGAAAAAAAACAAAAAGAAAGAAAGAAAAAAUGGACAUGUAAAUCAAAGAAAUCUUCAUCUCUUUACAAGUUGAACAAAUCUUGAUUGGGCGAGCAUACACAUUGCCAGCGGUGUUUGUAAUGAGCCCAGGCAUUUUGACUUGCAGCCCAGGGAUUUGCAGAGUACUGUAGUAGGGUUAGCUCAUUCAUCUGCAAGUCAAAAUUACUGGCGUUGAUCACGUACUCACACAGCAAUGUUCAAGACAUUUUUGUUCCCUGUAGCAGCAGACCUUUCAUACUUGAAUGUAAUUAUUGAUUUUUUAAAGUUAAUUUUGAUUCUAAAUGCCUUAAAGGACAAAAAUACUUGUUUUUCAAAGGUAAAACAUGAUUCUUCUGUUGUAUUAGUAGUAUUGGUAAAAAAAAGAAAAAAGAAAAAGAAAAAAAAGGGCUUGUUUUCUUGACCUUUAGUUAUUUUUGUUGUGGAAGUGUUAACAAUUUUGGGGGUUGAAUGCUAUUUUUUUUUUUUUUUUUCAUGCUUGUGCUUGUGUUACUAUUGGAGAUUUGUAAGAAAGAAAAACCUCUUGUACUUACAGUUACCAUAUAACUUAUGUUGCAUUUUCAAAAGGAAAUGAGCAAUUGGCAUUGUUUACACAUGCAUAAUGUGAUUCCAUGCUGUUAUGAUCAAGCUUUGUGUAUAUGAUAAUCCAAAGGAAAUGUUGAAUCUCAUUGAGUAAUGUUUAAGAGCUUUAUAGGUAACAGUGAAACACUUUGUGGCAGAAUUAGGAAAGCUGAAUCAGAAAUGAGUUGUCAUUCUUGCCUUGUUGAGAGACGGACUCGGGCAAAGAUGUCCUUACUCCUUGUACAUUACAGAAUAUAUUUUAUGGGUUGGGAAGGUGCAGUUUUGUCUGAUUUUGGUGCAGAUUUUCACAGUCGUUUUUUCUCUUCACAAGUGCAACCACCAAACCUGGAAUGAGAUAUAGAGUGAGAGACUGAUCUGCGUCUGUCAACAAGAGAGAAAACAAACCAUUCCUGGUUCAGCUUUCAUGCCUCUCUCCCUCCACUUCUGGUUGGUAGUCGCUGCUGUUAUGCUUUACAUUGAUGUUAGCAUUGAAGAAGGGCUGCACAGAAGUUCUUUAAAACCAUCACAAUAUUUGUGAUCACUCUGGAUAGAAUAGGCACUCUGAGAAGGGUUUUUAGAUAGCAUUAAUGGCUGGAUGGUAUUAAAUUCUAAUGACUAAGAAGAUAGAAAAGCUUGUUAAUUAUUUUCAUAUCUACUGUACAGUCUUAUGCUAAAUUUGACUGCAUCUCAGAGUGUGCUAAAUGGAAGUUAAAAUGGUAUAUAUAUAUUUAAAUAUAUAUCCUCCCAAGAUCUGGUACUGUGCAAGGGAGAUUCCUUGCUUGACAAAUUUCCGUGUCUGAUACAAAAGCGUCCAGGAGACAAUGCAAGCCUGGAUGAGGAAGAGCCAUAACAGUGCAGGCAAAUGUAUGUGUAGUCAAAGAUGUGGCUUCCUAAGGAUCUUAUAGUAGCAGACAAGUUAUUCUUGUUUACAAAUGUAUAAAGCUUUCAUAUUGGCAGAGUAGCAGUAUUUUGAUAUUUACCCCACAGGAUGGCUGGGUAUGAGUGUUUAAUAUAAGAUGUAAGAUGUGCCAAAUAUACACACAGAAGAGAGACUGACUUGUGUUUGGCUCUGGGCUAAGUCCUUUUCAUUUAUGAAUGGCACAAGAAUAAUAACACCCUUGCUGACAGAACAGACAAGGUGCACAUCUUUUGUAAUGUCAUAUAGGUUGAAUUUUCAGUAAACCUUAAAGCAAAAUAGCUCAGUGGCAUAGUUCAUUUUUGUAUCUUCCUUGAGAAACUGUUCUUUCAUGAUUCUCAUCAACACAAGUAUUUAGCAAACUUGAUUUAUGACAUGUUAGUUAUUUUGCCCUUCAUGGUAUUUAGCACAUGUUGCAUAAAAAUCCCGGAAGGCAAAGUAAGUGACCAGUUCAUGUUACUUUGGUGUUUGUAUGAAUGAAGUAUGCUUGAGGUGAUGGUGUCUGAAUGGUUGACAAGUUCCUGUUAAGAGUCACUCCUCUGGAUUUAUGUAGUCUUGUCUAAAGUGAGGUUAAGGUUUUUGAUUUGGAAUGAAUGAUGAAAAAAUUGCUGAUCUAGGUGAAUUUGUUAAAAGUAUGUCAUUGAUGGUCAUAUACAGUUCCAAAAAAAUAAUAGUAAUAAUAAUGAAGAAUUAAGACUGCAUAAUUACCUAGAGGAAUAGUCUCUUCCCUAAAGAUUUAAAAAAAAAAAAAAAAAUCCCAUCCUUCUCUCCCUCCCCAUCCCUCUCCUCUCCUCCACUCUCACCCCCUCCCCCAUCACACUGCUCCACCACAAUGUUCAGAUAGAUCAUUGCUUCACUAUGCCAAAGCAAGAGAGUCAGGCAACUGUCACUUCAUGUGUUAUCUUAAAAUGCCAAGCUGCUCCUAUCAGUUGUGGAUAAGGAAGGUCUGUAGCUGUGAAGAAUUCUGGGUUAUUUACUAUUGUAUUCACAUUAAGUACUAAAUACAGUUUGAAAUAGUCACUGCAGAAAUGGGUAACAAAUUAGGAUGAAAAAUUUUGAAGCUUGCUCCCAUGAGCUUUAUUUGAGAAAUAAAUAAUCUUGUGUAACACAGCACAAGAGACUGUUUAAAGAUUUGAAUGAAGGUUUUUGUAGAUGUAUACCAGAGUGGAUCAUCUCCAUUUUCUCCAAAUGUAUUCUCAUCAUUGUCAAAAGUUUCAGCUUUUGUCUACGCUUUUACAAGUACCAUCGUAUACAUAUAGAAACCAAACAUACUUAGACAUACCCAUAAACAUGGAGAUACAUAUAUAAACAUGCACAAAUUUAUAUUUCACUCACAUUGCACAUUCUCUCCCCCCCCCCCCCCCACACACACACACACAGACAUGCAUACAUGUACACACACAUUUGUCCACACACACUCAUGCACAUAUCUGUACACUCUGACAUUUCAUUUUUUUAAUGAGUGAUGGAAUUUUUUUUGCAUGGCAAAGCAGUGGUAUUCUAACAGCUUUAACAUUGUAGUGGUGAAUAGAAGGCUGUACUGGUCGAUACUGCCAUUUGUAAUACCUGAGAUGAAUUAAAAGCCAAGUAACUGAGUAUUUUCAUGAAUAUAGAUCUUUUUGAGAAGUAAAAGCCAUUUGUGUGAAGUGGGGCCGACUCCUCCAGCUAGAUAAGAGCUGCGGUGAUGUGAGAGCAAUAAUCUCCUUCUGGAUGAUGAAAAACUAGAGAAGUAUUUUGAACCUUUGCACUAAUGCACCUGUGACUUCUAUUUUGCACCUCAUUAACCUCUGUACAGUAAGUAGCAGCAUGGGAAAUCUUGAUGAAUCAAAGAGUUUGCCAUUACUUUCAUAUUGCAAUAGAACAUAAUAUUUCGAAAAAAAACUUGCAGGAAUUGAUUUUCAUCAAGGUUUCCUGCCUUUGGGAUAUGUGCUGCGACAAUGUUACAAAUAUUGGGAUAUUUAUACGUUAAAAAGGUCAUGAAAAUCUAUAAUAGAACUUUGUGGAAACAAUAAAAUUGAUUCAGGGUAA